AUUGAAGUCUCUUUUCCAUUUGAGUCGACAGACGAGAGAAACUGGAGACUGAAUCAGAGUGAGUGUUAAUCCAAUAUCUUCAUUAUUAAACUGUAAAAGUGUGUGAGACAUUUUUUUUACCUAGCUGUGGACUGUGAAGAAAGAGAUGUUGGACUGAAGUCUACUUUCACUUUCACAUUUUUUUUUUCACAUUAAAACGGCAGUGAACUAAUAAUACAACAACAGAUUUGAAGAAAAGUGUCCAUGUAUAUUUUUAACUUCCAGAACAGGAUGGGGACAGAAACAAAGAAGGACAGAAAAAGGUCUUCAGUACGCUCUGAUCAGUCUGUGAGGAGUGAUCGGUCUAGAGAAAUUCCCCCCCGCCUCUCUGAUAAAUCUGAGUCCUCAGAGACAGAGUAAGAAAACUGAGACUAACUCUAUCAAAGGAUUUAUUCUGAUUUCAUCUAAUGACUUCAUUUUGGUUUUGUGUUUUUCUUUGUAACAUUUUCACAUCAUUUUAUAAAAAAGUUAAGUAUUUAAACUCUUUUUUUGUUAAUAGACAACUAGUGCUGUCACAAUUUAAGAUUUUCGACACAUCCUCAACAAGGCCAUAAACUAACUCAAUAUUAUUGCAGUAUUUAUGGAAAAGUUCAAAUCAAAACAACACAAUCAAACUGGUGAAUGGCAAAACAAAGGUGGAUCAGUGCAUACUUCAUAAACCUACGUGUUAUAAGCCAUAUCUAAUGAUGUUCAAAUUCAUGAUUCACCCACAUCACCAGCCCUGUGUAUGAACCUUCUUUGGAGAAGACAUUGCUUCAUAAAACAAUUGUUUGUCAUGCUAUUUCGGUAUUUUUACGUUGUGUCCUAAGGUUGCUAAAUUUCCUGUAACAUUACCUAUGCUUUUGUUUUGAAGUACGAGCGACAAGGCAACCCCCUGUGCUGAGUGUCAGGGCGUCCUGGAAGGUUCAGUCCUCUUCAGCUGUGGACACAGGCUCUGCAGACAGUGCCUGAGCUCACACAGGGACCAGUCUGGUUCAUCAGGAGACCCCCACUGUCCCCACUGUGGAAAAAAAUCCAGAACAGAACACGGUAAGACAGUCUGCUGAUAUGAUCAUAUCUAAGAACACCACUUGUUGUUUCAGUACAGAGACAUACGUUGUGUCAUAAAGCAUCCACAAUUCACAUCUUCAUAAAUAUCUUCACAUUUUAACUGAUCUGUUCUGCUCCAGCACAAACAUCUGCUCUGAGUCUCAUCCUGUAUUCUUCUGCAAGGAUAAAAUCAGAGCCCAAAACCAAGACAUUUCUGUUAAAGGGUAAAAUGUGUAUAGUUAAGUGAUGCAGAUUUGUGUUGAACUGGAAUACAAUAUGUUUAAACUGGUGUAUAAUCAUCUAAGUUGUUUUAUUUUGUUGACCCAGAGUAAGCUUUUCAUAUCAACAAAGGAGCAGAUCCCCUUGCACAUAGGCUGCUAUCUUGCACAGUCAUGUGUCUACAGCACCACAGAACAGAAUAUUUUUGUCCUCACAGGCCACCAGCACUUCUGGGGCUAUCAGGGGGUAGACAUACUUCUGAUUUUUUAGAAAAUCUCAACUUUUCGGCUUAAUUCUUUUUAUGUUAUUUUGAUGUCCUGCAAUAAUUACCAUCAUCAUUGUCCACAAUUAUCCCCCCCCCCCCCCCCUUUGUUGUUGACAGGUGGUCCGCAGAAGGUUUUAGAUAAUCAUAAGAUCAGUCUGAAGAGGAGAUGUGAAUUUGUGACUGAAGGAACAGAUAAAACAGGAGGUGAAACCCUCCUCAGCACGAUCUACACUGAGCUCUACAUCACUGAAAGACAGAGCGAAGAGGUGAACACUGAGCAUGAGGUGAGACAGCUUGAGAAAACUUCCAGGAUGGAGACCCUCCAUGAGACUCCAAUCAAGUGCCAGGACAUCUUUAAAGCCUUACCUGACCAGCAGAAAAACAUCAGAGUGGUUCUGACCAACGGUGUGGCUGGUGUUGGAAAAACCUUCUCCGUGCAGAAGUUCACUCUGGACUGGGCAGAGGGCUCAGAAAACCAAGAUAUCAGUCUGGUGGUUCUUCUCUCAUUCAGGGAGCUGAACUUGAUCAAAGAUAAGCAGUACAGUCUUCUGAGUCUGCUCCAGGUUUUCCAUCCAACAUUACAAGAGGUCACAGCAGAGACGCUUGCCGUCUAUAAACUUCUGUUCAUCUUUGACGGUCUGGAUGAAAGCAGACUGUCUCUGGGUUUCGAAGACUCUAAGAUUGUGUCUGACGUCACACAGAAGUCUUCACUUAAUGUUCUGUUAACAAAUCUCAUCGAGGGGAAUCUGCUUCCCUCAGCUCUCAUCUGGAUAACUUGUCGACCUGCAGCAGCCAAUCAGAUCCCUUCUCAAUAUGUGGACAGGGUGACAGAAAUACGAGGCUUCACAGACGCUCAGAAGGAGGAGUACUUCAAGAAGAGGUUCAGGGAUGAAGAUCUGUGCUGCAGAAUCACCUCCCACAUCAAGUCCUCCAGGAAAUUCAUGAUUCACCCACAUCACCAGCCCUGUGUAUGAACCUUCUUUGGAGAAGACAUUGCUUCAUAAAACAAUUGUUUGUCAUGCUAUUUCGGUAUUUUUACGUUGUGUCCUAAGGUUGCUAAAUUUCCUGUAACAUUACCUAUGCUUUUGUUUUGAAGUACGAGCGACAAGGCAACCCCCUGUGCUGAGUGUCAGGGCGUCCUGGAAGGUUCAGUCCUCUUCAGCUGUGGACACAGGCUCUGCAGACAGUGCCUGAGCUCACACAGGGACCAGUCUGGUUCAUCAGGAGACCCCCACUGUCCCCACUGUGGAAAAAAAUCCAGAACAGAACACGGUAAGACAGUCUGCUGAUAUGAUCAUAUCUAAGAACACCACUUGUUGUUUCAGUACAGAGACAUACGUUGUGUCAUAAAGCAUCCACAAUUCACAUCUUCAUAAAUAUCUUCACAUUUUAACUGAUCUGUUCUGCUCCAGCACAAACAUCUGCUCUGAGUCUCAUCCUGUAUUCUUCUGCAAGGAUAAAAUCAGAGCCCAAAACCAAGACAUUUCUGGUAAAAUGUGUAUAGUUAAGUGAUGCAGAUUUGUGUUGAACUGGAAUACAAUAUGUUUAAACUGGUGUAUAAUCAUCUAAGUUGUUUUAUUUUGUUGACCCAGAGUAAGCUUUUCAUAUCAACAAAGGAGCAGAUCCCCUUGCACAUAGGCUGCUAUCUUGCACAGUCAUGUGUCUACAGCACCACAGAACAGAAUAUUUUUGUCCUCACAGGCCACCAGCACUUCUGGGGCUAUCAGGGGGUAGACAUACUUCUGAUUUUUUAGAAAAUCUCAACUUUUCGGCUUAAUUCUUUUUAUGUUAUUUUGAUGUCCUGCAAUAAUUACCAUCAUCAUUGUCCACAAUUAUCCCCCCCCCCCCUUUGUUGUUGACAGGUGGUCCGCAGAAGGUUUUAGAUAAUCAUAAGAUCAGUCUGAAGAGGAGAUGUGAAUUUGUGACUGAAGGAACAGAUAAAACAGGAGGUGAAACCCUCCUCAGCACGAUCUACACUGAGCUCUACAUCACUGAAAGACAGAGCGAAGAGGUGAACACUGAGCAUGAGGUAAGACAGCUUGAGAAAACUUCCAGGAUGGAGACCCUCCAUGAGACUCCAAUCAAGUGCCAGGACAUCUUUAAAGCCUUACCUGACCAGCAGAAAAACAUCAGAGUGGUUCUGACCAACGGUGUGGCUGGUGUUGGAAAAACCUUCUCCGUGCAGAAGUUCACUCUGGACUGGGCAGAGGGCUCAGAAAACCAAGAUAUCAGUCUGGUGGUUCUUCUCUCAUUCAGGGAGCUGAACUUGAUCAAAGAUAAGCAGUACAGUCUUCUGAGUCUGCUCCAGGUUUUCCAUCCAACAUUACAAGAGGUCACAGCAGAGACGCUUGCCGUCUAUAAUCUUCUGUUCAUCUUUGACGGUCUGGAUGAAAGCAGACUGUCUCUGGGUUUCGAAGACUCUAAGAUUGUGUCUGACGUCACACAGAAGUCUUCACUUAAUGUUCUGUUAACAAAUCUCAUCGAGGGGAAUCUGCUUCCCUCAGCUCUCAUCUGGAUAACUUGUCGACCUGCAGCAGCCAAUCAGAUCCCUUCUCAAUAUGUGGAUAGGGUGACAGAAAUACGAGGCUUCACAGACGCUCAGAAGGAGGAGUACUUCAAGAAGAGGUUCAGGGAUGAAGAUCUGUGCUGCAGAAUCACCUCCCACAUCAAGUCCUCCAGGAGCCUCCACAUCAUGUGUCAGAUCCCGGUCUUCUGCUGGAUCACUGCAACAGUCCUGGAGGACAUGGUGAACACAAAGCAGAGAGGAGAGCUGCCCAAGACCCUGACAGACCUGUACUCUCACUUUCUGCUGGUUCAGACCAAGAGGAAGAAGCAGAAGUAUGAAGAGGGUCAUGAGACAAGUCCUCAGGAGCUGAUGGAGGCUGAUAGAGAAGUUGUCCUGAAGUUGGGGAGGCUGGCGUUUGAACAUCUGGAGAAAGGAAACAUCAUGUUCUAUGAAGAAGACCUGGAGCGGUGUGGUCUAAGUGUCUCAGAUGCCUCAGUGUUCUCAGGAGUUUGUACAGAGAUCUUCAAAAGUGAGAGAGUGAACUUCCAGAAAACAGUCUACUGCUUUGUUCAUCUGAGCGUUCAAGAGUUUCUGGCUGCAGUCUACUUGUUUCACCGUCACACUAACAGAAACACAAAAGACAUAGAGACUGUUGCAGGAGAGAAUUCCCUAGAUGUCUUCUUGAGAAGUGCCAUGGAAAAAUCUCUUCAAAGUAAGAACGGUCACCUGGACCUGUUGGUUUGCUUCCUUCAUGGGCUAUCUCUGGAGUCCAACCAAAGACUCUUGAGAGGUCUGCUCGGCCAAACAGACAGCGGUCCAGAAAUCAUCCAGAGAGUGAUCAACAACCUGAAGACGAUGAACAGUGUUGGGAUCUCUCCUGACAGAAGCAUCAACAUCUUCCACUGUCUGACUGAGAUGAACGACCUCUCAGUUCAUCAGGACAUCCAAGAGUUCCUGAAGUCAGAGAACAGGUCAGAGCAGGAACUCUCUGAGAUCCACUGCUCUGCUCUGGCCUACAUGCUGCAGAUGUCAGAGAAGGUUCUGGAGGAGUUGGACCUGAAGAAAUACAAGACAACAUCACAGGGACGGCUUAGACUGAUUGCAGCUGUGAGGAACUGCAGGAAGGCUCAGUAAGUCCAGAUGUGGUUAACAUUAAAAUCAGAGUAGAUCACUAGUUUAGUUCUUCAUAUUCAGAUCUUCGAAACGUUAUAAAAUUCUCUAAACUCUUCUCCAUUGUAUUAAGUUUCUUACCUGUACAUUGUCUCAGAUGGUCUCAAGCUGUUUGUAGCAAUUUGAAUUUAUCAUAAAUUGCUAUUGGGGCCCAUCUCUCAGCAGUUGGUUCAUUUGUGCUGCCAGGUUGUCAUAGAGUUAGGUCAGCCUCUUUAGCCAGUAGAUAUGGAUCAAAUCCAGGCCUGAUGCUGUCCAGUUCUUCAUACGCAAGACUUUUUCUUGGAUGUCUGCUACUGUGAUGGUCACGGCAUGUUGUUCAGGGAGAUUCAUGUGGUCUGCUCUUAGAUUGGUUAGUCAUUGUUGUUAUGUGAUGCUUCUUUCUCCCAUAUGCCUUUCCAGUAUUGUUCAGUCUCCAGCCUUGGUGGGUUUGCUCGUGUAUUAUUACCCUGCCACUGCCAAGAGUACACUUUGGCUGGUUCAGUGGAGAACAGCUGGUUUAUUUGUCUGGUCACUGUCUCUCUUGUGUACCUCUUCAGUCGGGUGGCCAAGGCUUGGAGUCUUUGUUUAGCAGUUUCCAAGACCUCAGGUAUGGUCAUCUGUCUGUACCUCUUGGGUGCCUCUUUGGUUGGUUGCACCAUUCUGGAGUUCUGACAAUUGGCUGAGCUCUCUCCGUGUCACUUUGAUCUUAGCCUCCAGCCUUUUCCUCCAUGGUGGGCACUGCCCUUUAUUCUCCUUGGCAUUUACUUAAUGUCCAAGCAUCUCAAGGGCCAGGAGUAGCACCACACAGCCUGGUCCACUGCACUAGUACUUUUAGGAUCCCUCUGAUUGCUUCCUCUGUCUUUCAAAAAACUCUGGUUGACUCUGAGCCUAACUUCAGAAUUACAAAUUUUCACAGAUGUCUAUGAUAAAUAAUCUCAAUGGCCAGUUUCAAAACACUGAACUAAGAACAAGAUUAAAGAAAAUUAAAGUGUGGUAAGCCGGAGAAGUGAAAAACACUAAGACAUAAAGAAGACAGGAGUCUGAGAAAUUGAAUGUGAAAGGAGAAGUGAGCACCCCAUUUAGUUUUAAAGGUACCCAUAUUGGGUUUGACUCAGUAAGUGUGACAAAUCAGGGACAGAAGUGGUCACUGGUCUCCUGCUGCAGCUUUUUUAUCCCCCCCCAGAGUGGCCCUGGAGGACUGAUGCUUGAGCUAGUUCAAAGCUGCAUACAAACUUGGAACCCUCUAAAACCAGUUUGUUUUUUCUACGUUAAGGGCUGCAAGAAAUGAUCACAGUAACAAUUAGAUGAAUGCCUUUUAAUUGAUCUGAUUUUAAGAUCUGAUCUAGCAGUGACCGGCAAUUUUUCCAAUGGCCUAUGUCAAUACUGAUACUGUGGGCGGAUGCUCAAUAUAUAUAAUGCCAAUAUCAUAUUGUUGUUGUUUUAUGUUAUGAACAGAUGAGAAAAGAAAUGUUGACGAGUGAAUAUUUUAUCCCGACCAGUUAGAAUAUUACAUUGUUUGAUAUAUCAGAUAUCAGUUAUUUUUAGUCUAAAAGCUGAGCGUGAUAAGACGGACACCCCGAACUUGUGGUUCAGUAGAUGGUGUUUUCAAGAAUAGUAAUAAAUAAAUAAUUCAGUCUCCGCCAUGUAAGAUGAUCCUUUAUUUAUCUCCUGAGGAAAAUAUCAGCUAUUGCAGCAACACAGACAUAGUAAGUAAGUAAGAAUACAAUAAAAGAGGGAAAAUUAAAACUGUAAUCCAAAAAACAAUCAAAUUAAUAAAGUAAAAUUAUAUAUGAAAUAAAAUAAAUAAGAUAAAAAUAAGUGGUAUAUACAACUGUUCCUGGUACUAUGCAGCUACUGCUUAUAAAAUUAAAAGCUAAAGGAAAAAGUAAUAUGGCAUUUUACUAUAUAUAUAUACAGUAUAUACAUACAUACAUACAUACACACACACACAGAGAGACAUAUAUAUAUAUAUAUAUAUAUAUAUAUAUAUAUAUAUACAGUACAGGCCAAAAGUUUGGACACACUUUCUCAUUCAAUGUCUUUUCUUUUUUUUUAUAUGACUAUUUACAUUGUAGAUUGUCACUGAAGGCAUUAAAACUAUGAAUGAACACAUGUAGAAUUUUUUACUUAUAAAAAAAGUGUGACAUAACCGAAAACAUGUUUUAUAUUCUAGUUUCUUUAAAAUAGCCACUCUUUGCUCUUGAUGACAGAAGUACCUUGUCAGGGUUACUUCAGGCACUCCUGUGAAGUAAAAACCAUUUCAGGUGACUACCCCAUGAAGCUCAUUGAGAGAACAGCGAAAGUUUGCAGCGCUAUCAAAAAAGCAAAGAGUGGCUACUUUGAGAAAUCUAAAAUAUAAAACAUGUUUUCAGUUAUUUCACACUUUUUUCUGAAGCACAUGAUUCCAUAUGUGUUCAUUCAUAGUUUUGAGAAUCUACAAUUUAAAUAGUAAUGAAAACAAAGAAAAUGCAUUGAAUGAGAAGGUGUGUCCAAACUUUUGGCCUGUACUGUAUAUAUAUAUAUAUAUAUAUAUAUACUGUAUAUAUAUGGGUGACACUGGUUAAAGUCAAACACACCACAGGGUGAUAUAAAGCUGUGAUAUAAUGUUUAAAAUAGAAAAGUAUCAAGAAGUUGAUGUUGCAGUGUGGUAGUUAUUAUAUGAUAUUAUUUGAUAUGAUAUUAUAUAUUAUAUUUAAUUAUAUAAUAUUGUAUGACCAAACCAGACCAGGCUGGCACCAGCGGAAUGGAUUACAUGAAGUAGUUGUUCAAUGUUAACAAAUUAAUUUUUUUUUCAGCUGUUUGUCUAAAAAAUAUAUUUUUAAAAAAUCUAAACAUCAGUUAAGGAAUAAAACACAUUGAUGCCUUGGAUAAAAAAUAGACUUGCCUUUUCUUGCUCUGUGCUGAGGUAGAAACAUGGCAGUGCAGGAUGAAUGGCAGCCUGUUUGGGAGGAUAAACAGGCCCAUAAUGUAGAUAAACCGGCCCAUUACAGUCAGUGUGAAAUUGCGAUAUUUACAUCUUUGACAGGUGAAAUUGUUUGGUCUUCAAAUUGAUUUAGUAAACUAGGAGUGUCUUUUUCUAUGAUAAACUGUUGUGUUUUGUUUUUGUCAUGACAGAUUUGAAAACUGUGGACUGUCAAAAACUCACUGUGAAGCUGCAGCCUCAGCACUGAAGUCCAACCCCUCCUUUCUGAGAGAACUAAACAUGAGCUACAACGAGCUGCAGGAUUCAGGAGUAAAGAUGCUGUCUGCUGGUAUGGGGAGCCCAAACUGUCGACUGAAGAUUCUUAAGUAAGUCUACAGAAUUUGCCUUUUCAUAUAUUUUCUACAUGUUUAGUUCUGAUGCUUGACUUGAGUUUGGAAGUUUUUGUUCAUCUGGGAUUCACUUGAUCACAAAUCUACAGAAAUUUAGAAAGUCUUUCUCAGUUUUCCUCAUGGUUGAGCAUCAGAUAAUUUUCAGCAACUUCAGCAAUCAUAGCAUUGAUUAAGUCUAAAAUAGCCUGGAAAUAAGUUUCUCUCAUCAAUUUGGAAGGUUAAGUCAUCUGUUAGUAUCCAGAAGUUUUGUUUGAAACACCUCACACGGGGCACCAAAAUAAUACUGUAGCGAUUCGAAUUUAUAAUAAAUGUCUGAAGAUUAAUAAUCUCAAAUUAUGACAUUUAUGCACUGUUGAAAGGGGCACCACUCACCCUUCAUGGUGGGAAAAUAAAGAAAAACAAAGUUUAAUUCAGAAAUCAAACAUUAAGUCCAUCUUAAAUUAAUCAAUCUCAUAUCUUAAGCCAAAAUUCUUAUUUCAGGGACUCCACUUCUGGAAGAACACUAACAGACAAGAACUUAAUGAUCUAUUUAUUACAGGAUAAAUGAUGGUACAACAUACAUGCAAUAAAUGAUGAUAAGAUAAUGAGGAUAAAUAAUAAUAGAUGAAUAAAUAAAGAUUCUGAGUCAGGCUAGGAGCACUAAAGUUAAUGAUAGUGAGUGAGUAUGCUCUAACAUAUUAACCUACACUAACUUUGGUGUCAAGAUAAAUUUGGAUGUGGAUUUGGAUGAACCUAGGAUUUCCAGAAUAAGUGAAUAUCUGAGUUAUGAACGCAUGAGACAGCAUCAGCUCUGUUUGGAGCUCUGGAUGUUUGCAUACUUAAGUGAGACUGGUCCUUGGAGAAGAUGGAGCAGGUACAGAAGGUCCGGGCUACCGGCGGUUCGAGCGGUUCAGCUCAGAAGACGACUUAGGUCAGCCGUAGGAUGGGCCAGGAGUUGCAGUACUCGGGCCCAAAGCAAAAGCCGGCCCUGUGGAUCCUUUGGAUGCUCGUUUGGAUGCUUCUUUGGUCUCACUCAAAAACUCUGGCACAGAGGAUAACCUGGGCCUGCUGGGUGGCCUUCAGAGGUGACUUUGAAAUCCCCCAGAUAACUCAGGAAAAAAAGGCUCGAUGACCAGUUGAAACUUUUUCAAAAAUGGCUUCGCAAAAUUAAAGAAAAAUCAAUCAAAGGCGUAAUCUUGAAUUGCUAUGCGCACAAAAAGUUGAAGUUUCAAAACUUGAACUAAGACGAUGUUAAAGAAGAAUCAACGUGAAUGAACGCACGGCGUAAAACUUAGAAGACUAAGAAAAAGUAAGACUAAGUAGUAAGAGCUAAGAGAAAACAAAGAAAGAGGAACACAGAAGGGUGUGGACAGUGAGUGAAGAAGUGGGUGUAAGAGAGUAAGGGGGAGUGAGCAACCCCACUUUAUGGUUUUAUCUUCUCACACUUGGAGUGUCUCUGGUGUGUGUGUGUGAGGAGAAAGAGGAGGGGUCGUGGGGUCUCCAUCUGCAGAGGAGACCUCGGAUCUCUGAUUAUUUGAUCUAACUUAUACUUUUGGCUGGUAAAAGAGUCAGAUCUGAUACUCACUCACUAUGAUUAAUAUCAUUGAAUGCUAGGUUUCAUGAUAAAUAAUUUGAUACUAAACACAUGAAUGAAAUGUAGGAUCACAUCAAACAUUCUCAUUAUUUUUUAAGUAUCACAUUGAACAUGCUAAAUUACUCUGAAAUGAAACAGAUAGUAACACAUGGAAACUGUGAACCACAAAUGAGUAAACACAUGUGAAUGAACUUCAUUAUGAUUAAUAAUGGAUUCUAAACACUGACAUUCAGAUUAUUCAGUAACAUUAUAACCACCAAAUUGUUAAAAAUACUAAAUAAACGAUUAAAAUAUAAACCAAACAUUUCUAAGCCAUUUCUGUUACUUAGAGUAAAGUUAUGAUUCACAGUCAAUAAAUUUAACUCCUAAAAGUUCAUGAAACAGUCUGAAAAGCUGUUGGUCUAAAGAAAUGAAAGAAUAAGGGAUUUAUCCUGUCAGAGUGAUAACUCGGCUUCUGGAGCACAUAGAAAAAUGGGAAACAUCUCAUUUUAACACAAAUUUCAUGAUUAGACAGAUUAAUACAUUGCUGAAUGCAUAAGAUGUCAUGAUCAGUCAUUUGUAUUCUUUCUCCGAAGGAGAUCAGUUUUUAUCAGUACAUGGUUGAGCAGGGUUUUACAACCGAGGUCUGGAGGUCAGAGUCCUGCUCCUCAGACCUUAUCUUGGGGUUUGUAUGUUUAAGACAGUAAAUCAGUGAUGGAGUCAGUUUGAAAUGUGAUAAAAACUCUGUCUCUGUUCUCCGAAUUGGCCAAUCGUGAAGAGUCAGAGGUUUGGUCAACCUCCGUUCGUGUCAGUUAGGUAACCUGAAAGUGCAAACAAGUCUGGAAAGAUUUAUAUCCUGUGUCCUGGGACCAGAUAAGGAAACUUUCCUGUGAGGAAUGUGUAAGUUUCACAUACAGGGUUGUCUUGAUUGCUACAGCAUCAAUCUCAUACGUUUUUUUGUCUUAUUUAUGCCCUGUUAUUUUGAUCUCGGCAUCAUUGUGCUGGCCAACCCAGGCUUUUGGCUUUUUGGGAAAUUCAAGACAAUGAGGACCUUUUAGGGUCCAUCUGUAGGCUUCUCACAUCAGUUAGUCAUGCAUUCAUUUCAGUAAAUUUAUGAACUUAAUCAGUGUUUGUGUUUAGUGUUUGAGUUGUUGACCAGCAACAUUUGAAAAGCUUGCAUUUUAGAAAUUGCAUUGGCCCAGUAUUGUCAAUAGGAGAGGGGCAAGAAGAGCUGCUUUCAGCUGGCUGAGAUCACGCUGGGUAGCAUGCACCCUCCUGAUUAAUCUGUAAAAUAUGAGGGUUUUGUUUGAUCUAUCAAGGUUUGGACCUUGCUGACGUAAGAACCUCUUUUGCCUGCUUGUAUUUUUGUCUGCCCCUCUAACAGGCAGAGAGGUGCUGUCAUCAGUUGAGCUUUGUUACAGGAGGAUAUUAAUGGUGUAACAAAACAGCAAAAAGCUACAGGUUUGUUAUGUUUGUCAUGCAUUUUAUGAGACUUGAUAGCGAAUAAUACGGAUGGUGCUUUGACAGGUAUGCAGAGGGGUGCAGUGCAAAUUAACUGCUUAUACUUUAUUGAUCACGGACGGUAACCCUACAUGGACAAAGAAUAAAAAGAGGACAAGGCAAAAAUGAUCUACUUAGGUGGGUGUGAAUAUACCUGGUUGGUCCACCAAAGGAUCCUAUAUGUGUCCACAACAUUGUAACAAACUGUGAUUAUUGACAAAGUAACACUAACAUUAUAUUUAAAACCUACACACAUGUAAUUAUGAAUGCAUUUUAAUCCUCAUCAUUGACCCUUUGUUCAGACUGUCAGGCUGCAGUUUGUCAGAGAUCGGUUGUGCUUCUCUGGCCUCAGCUCUAAAGUCCAACCCCUCCCAUCUGAGAGAGAUGCAGCUGAGUAAAAAUGAGCUGCAGGAUUCAGGAGUGGAGCAGCUGUGUGGCUUUCUGGAAAGCCCAGACUGUGAACUGGAGACUCUGAGGUCAGAAACCAUGUUUUACUUCUGUGCAGGGAUGAAUGUGAUGUGAAAGUGAAACAAGGCUGACAUUAUACAGAUUCACACUGAAGAUCUUAAUGCUUAACUCUGCUUUACUUCUCUCUGGUUAUAGUCCACUGACUGUGGUGUUAGUGUUGUGUCGUUCACAAACUAUUCAUUCAAACGAACCUAAUCUUAAGUGAACUUACCAAACCGAAUCACUUCCUCGAGUGAUUCGUUCGUUCCUCACUUCAGCUCAACUGAAGUGAGAAACAGCUUUGCCGGCGAAUGAGGGACCGCAUGCACCGACGCCUGAAUCACGUGGCGAACGAAUCACUUUCAACGAAUAACUGAAACUAAAGAAAUCUAAAGUUCAGAGCUCUCUUUGCUUUAAGAAAAACAUCUGAGAUGUCUUAUUUCACAUUUCAUGAAGUCACCCUAACUGAAAUUUGGUGUUUUGAGGAGUUACUUACUCAAUAUUUUUCUGCUGGUUUUUGUGUGAGUUUGGCUGCACAGCAUAAUUUUGUGCACCUGUUGGACUUUUGGUGUGAAAUUCUGUGACUUCCUGAUCUUCUAAUGUUUUGUCAGCAUUUAUCAGAUAAACACAAGUAAUACAGAUCCACCAUGUUAGUUCUCCUGCCUGAAGAAUAGAGGUACUGGUUGCUGGUACCUAAAAAUGCAACCAAAGAGCCUUUUUCUCAUAAUUUCUUGUAUAUUUUAAACAUUCCUGACUAUACAUCGGUUCAUCAUAUAUAUUUUAAAGCUACAAGUGCUCAAGAAAUAAAAAUGCAUCAGUAAGUGAUCACCCACCUUUGUUUCCUUAGAGUCACCUCAUCUAUGAACAUCACUGAUUGUAUUAUAAAAAUAAAGCCAAUUAAAUAAAACCUGAAUGUAACAAGAUUAAAGUCUUAUUGUUACAAAAUGAAGUUGUAGUAAAACCAGAUCAGGACAGCAUGGGUAUUACCUUUCAAAGAUGGAAACUCCUAAUGACAAAUUUAUGUUUGAAAACUGACGCUGAAGUUGUCAGUUUUCCGCUGGAUAGGUCAGAGAAGGUAACUUUAUUCUCAUAAUAUUAGGACUUCUUCAUGUUUUUGUUUUUUGGACAAAAACUCAGAUUCACUCAGAUCCAUGUUCCACUGAUUCAUGACAAGUAAGAUCCUCUUUCGGUCAGGUUUUUACGAUCAAAAUCUCUGUCAGUACAAAUUCAUUUGCACACAAGAACAUGGAUUAAACUCACUUUGUCCUCUCUGUUCUUCUACUGGCAUGCCUCCCACAGCCACCCAAAACUAAACAAAACUCAUUUGGUUCCUGCUAGUUUGUCCACUCUGAGCUACUGUAGGAAACAUGGUGGCCUCCAGAGAGAGGACCUGCUGCCUGUUUUAUAUAAAAGACUUUUUCAGAGUCAUUAAAGUCAUUAGAACUGAAAUGAUUAUGAUAUUACAUUCAAGAUAAACUUAUUUAAACAGACAAUGUGCUGAUAAAUUCUACACUAUGUACCUUAAAUAUAAGUGAGACUUCUUUUUUUCACCUUUUGUAUCUGACACAUUUUAACCUGCAUCCUGUUCAGGUGUUCAGAUGUUUGCCGUUUCCUUUUUCUAUCAUUAUACAGCUCUAUACAGACAACAUUAAAGUUUUCACAGGCACACUGUGUCCUAUAGUAACAUGAUGUAUUCUUUAUUUAGGUUAAUGUCCAGCCGUUUGUCAGAGAUUGGCUGUGCUUCUCUGGUCUCAGCUCUGAAGUCCAAUCCCUCCCACCUUAGAGAGCUGGAUCUGAGUGAAAACAAGCUGCAGGAUUCAGGAGUGGAGAAGUUGUGUGCUUUUCUGGAGAAUCCACACUGUCAACUGGAGACUCUGAGGUCAGAAACCAUGUUUUACUCAGUGAUGGGAAAGCCCCUUCUACACUGUAGUGAACUAAGUUAUGGAGUGUAGCAGGCUACAGUCUAAUGAGGGAGAAUGUACCUUUAGUGGACUAUUCUACACAGUUAAAAAACAGCUAAGUGACUGAAAAGCUGAAAAGUCCAGAAAACAGACAGGCUGAUCCUCACUGUGGAUCUCGAUGCCAAAGUGCCCGUCCUUUUUCUUCACUGGUUCAGUACAUUGGGUGCUGCAUUGUUGAGUUUCACAUCUGAAACUUUAACAUUGAAAGGAAAAAUUCUACACUGUGUAAUCUACCCUGAACCUCUUUCACACCUAAUUUCAUCUUUUAUUCCUCAUGUUUUACUCAGAGUUAAUGCCCAUUAUAAUGAGUUAAAUAGAUCAUCAUUAGAUUGCACAAACUAUCAAUAUUUAAUGAAUUAACUUUUUCCAUUCUUUUGUUGACAUUGUCAGCUUUGACUUUAGUUUAAAAUGAAGAUACUUUUCAGAUCACAUUUAAAUAGUUUAAAAUACAGUGCACAUCAGCAGGGUGUGGCCUUAAACAUAAAAAAAAGUUCUUUUUCACUUUUUGUAUUUUACACAUUUUAACAUUCCAUUGCCUUCACGUGUUCGGAGUUUCAUUCUCAGAACUUCUAAAUGUUAAACCUACUUCAGCUUUAAAAGGAUGAUUAAAGAUGGACUGGUUGAAAGAAGAACAUUGAAUUUUAAAGUUGCAUCAUUAAUUCUGUGUUUAGAUUGAUGUCCUGCAGUUUCUCAGAGAUCAGCUGUGCUUCUCUGGCCUCAGCUCUGAAGUCCAACCCCUCCCACCUGAGAGAGCUGCUGCUGAGUGAAAACAAGCUGCAGGAUUCAGGAGUGGAGAAGCUGUGUGGUUUUCUGAAGAAUUCAGACUGCCGACUGGAGGCUUUGAAGUUAGACAUUAAUAUUUGAUCUCUGUGCUGAGAUGACUGAAGUAAACGUGGUGCUGACACUUAACUGCAGAAGGCUGAUAUUACAGUGAUCCUCCCUGUGGAUCCUUAUGUUAGAGUCUGCUUCCUUUUUCUUCACAGGUUUAGUCCAUUCACGGUAGAUGAGCAAUGUAGGGUCACACUUCAAACCUCUAUGUAACAAGGAAAACCCUUGACACUAUUAUUCACCUUUAACCAUUUAACAUUUCUGCUUAUUCAAAGACAUUCAAAACUGUUCCCAUAAAGCUCCUCAGUUAGCCUACUAAAUUCAGGGACAGACACAGUGAUCUUUGUAGGGGCCCUGAUGUAUGGUUUGACACAUUCAGAGCUAAAUGAUUGUUUUUGUUUAGAAGAUGUCCGCACAUUUCUGAGGAUAUCUACCACCAACAUGAUCACGGCUGGAUCCUGUAUUUACUUUACGAGAACAUUUCUCUCAUCUCAUCAUUUCCUAACAUUUUAUCCUCUGCUUGAAAAAAACUCCAAAGCCUUUAAAGCACAGCCCUUAACAGAGCUCACUUUAGGAGCUGAGUGAAGAGGUAAAAUAAUUGGUAAAUAUCAUUUAUCUGGUCUUUAGGGGAAAUUUUUAGAGGAUAUCACGUCUUAUAAAUGCUUCAGAGCUCUUCUUGUAAACUCUCAUCUUGUCUUUAGUUCUAAACAGAUAGUAUAAUUUAAAACAAAUAUAGUAUGCGAUAGUAAAAUAGUUUAUUCUUUUUUCAGAUUGAGAGACUGCUGUUUGUCGGAGAUCGGUUGUGCUUCUCUGACCUCAGCUCUGAAGUCCAACCCCUCCCAUCUGAGAGAGCUGCUGCUGAGUAAAAACAAGCUGCAGGACUCAGGAGUGGAGUGGCUGUGUGGCUUUCUGAAGAGUCCAGACUGUCGACUGGAGACCCUGAGGUUAGACAUCAAUUUUUGACUUCUGUGCUGAGAUGACUUUGUAGUUGUCUGAUGAUGAACUGCAAAAAAACAAAAAGGGCUGUCAUUAUACUGAUCCUCACUGUGGUUCUUAAUGCCACAGUCCCGCUGUCUGCAGUCCUGACCUGUCACCCAUUAAAAACCUUUGGAGUAUCAUGAAACAAAAAUCAAGACAAAGAACACUCUGGUUUGUUGAGCAGCUGAAAUCUUAAAUCAGGCAAAAUUAGGACAUUUUACUUUCAUUCACUGCAUCUGUGAAGUAUUCCCACCCCUUCCCUUUUUUCAACAUGUUGUUUCAUUACAGAAGUGCCCUAGUCUCAUUAAGUAUGGCACAGCAAGCUUGGUAGACCUUAGUUUUGGCAUUUUCUCUGCAGAUCCUCUUAAGCUCUGUCAGGUUGGAUAGGGAGCCUCGGUACACAACUAUUUUCAAGCCUCUUUUUCCAGGAUUUAGAUUUUCUUUUUUGAAGGAAGUUUUUGUUGUUUCAAGUUUUUCCUUUUAUCUGUGCUUUAAUAAAUCUGCACUCGGGUCCUCCCUUACGUUUUUGUUUGUAAUGUGACAAUCUGAAGAUAUUCCUUAUUUUCGUCUUUUUUAGUGGUUCACACUAAGAAGCAUCUCUGCAACACUCCAACCUCAUACAAUAAUAAAUUUGACAAUAGAGAAAAGGGUAUCUUGUGCCAUCCACUGAAGAACUUCAAAGUUAUGUUUAUUAGGAGCUAUCUUCAAGCCCCAACAGGAACUGAGACAUGAAGAGGACAGGGGAGGAUACUGGCAGCUGUUAAAAAUACUGGAACACUAAACUAAUUACCAUCUCACCAAGAGGUUUUACCACUUUAUCUCUAUCUAUUUGAGCAUCACUGCAGACUAUUAGCACCAUACGUCAACCUGAAACUGACUAAGAGUGUGUUAUGUUAAGACUAAGAAGAGUUUAAGUGAUUGAAUCUUUACUGUAGUAGCAGCAUGCUGUCUUUCAUAAUUAUGAGAGCUCAUAUUCACUUUUUGUGUUUCAUGUUUUGAGUUUCCAUUUUCUAAACCUCUACUUUCUCAUCUCUUUAGCUCUAAACAGAAAAUGAUUUAAAAAAACAGUGUCAAACAGGAACUUUGUAUUUUAAUGUCACAUCAUUUAUUCCUUACUCAGAUUGUGGGAUUGCGGUUUGUCAGAAAAAAGCUGUGCUCCUCUAACCUCGGCUCUGAAGUCCAACCCCUCCCAUCUGAGAGAGCUGGAUCUGAACUCCAACUACCUGCAGGAUCCAGGAGUAGAGCUGCUGUGUGGUUUUCUGGAGAGUCCAGACUGUCAACUGAAGACUCUGAGGUCAGAAACUAAGGUUAAUAUAUAAUGAUCCACACAGAGGAUCUUAGUAUUAAAAUCUGUUCUCUUCUUCAUCGGUUUAGUCCAUUGACUGCUGCAGAGAAGAAAAUAUUCAGAGAGCACUCUACUUUGCUGAAAAGUAACUAAAAACAAUAGAAUUAUUAGUAGUAUAGUAAUAUUAACAUUUGCUAUUUUGCACAAUUUCUACUUUGUUGGUAUGUUUUGUCUAUUUUAUAUACUUUACCCUAAACUUUAACUGAAGUUUAUAGCUAAGCUCAAAAUCCUUAAGGUGUGGGAAAUGGACUUAAACAAAUAAGAAUAUAAAUGAGUAAACAAGUAGAUCAUUUUUAACAUUUUCCAGCUGUAUAUGGAUAAUGCUACAUGAAAUAAUGGUACACAGGAACAUUGUUUUCCAGUGUAACAUCACUUGUUCUUUGUUCAGGUUGAAAGACUGCAGUUUGUCAGAGAUCAGCUGUGCUUCUCUGGCCUCGGCUCUGAAGUCCAACCCCUCCCAUCUGAGGGAGCUGGAUCUACGCUACAACAAGCUGCAGGACUCAGGAGUGGAGCAGCUGUCUGAUCUAGUGGAGACUCUGAAGUCAGUACAGUGUUUGAGUCAGUGCUUGAUAGUUUCAUCCUUGUUUCCAAAGCAAAGAUCCUGUUUAGCCAUUUAGAUCGGCUAAACAUUUGUUUUUAUGGUUCAAAUUGAUGUGAAGACAGCUGUUGUUGGUUUAUGUUCAUGUCUAUGUUUACACUGAGUUAAAGUAGGUAGUAUUUCUAGAUAUUUAGAGGCAGUGGUCCUCCUCCAAGCAUCAGAACUGAUCUCAAUUUUGUUUUCUUUAAUUGUAAGGAUUGAUUAAUUGAUGAGUUCAUCUUUGUCGCAGCUCCAAGAUCAGUCUUACUGAAGCAUACAGAUCAUUUUUAUCCUUUAUAUAAGCAUUACUACAUCUAUGCCGAGUCAGACAACAUGAAAUAGGAGAGGACAAAAGUGCACUGACAGUCUAGGAGAAGACUUGUUCAUGUUACUGAACAAGUCAUGAUGGAAAUGUUUAAUGUUUAUUGGAAAAGGUAACUAAUUUGCAGACUUAGAUGUUCCUACAGAUGUCCAGUUUAUCUUGUCCAACAUGACUUUCAUUGAAAAUGAUCAGUUAAAUGAUUGUUAUAGUGGCAUAUGCUUUAACUUGACAUCAAUUAAAAUAUUUAUUUUGAUGUUUGUUCAUGCUGGAAGGAAGAUUAGAACCUGUAGCCAUGAUAGCGCUAACAACUGUAGAAUAAGAGGGGCAUGUACUUUGGAUUUGCUGCAUUGCUGGUUGACAGCUGAUGAGUGGACUCUGGCUUUUAUCUUCUGCUCUCUGUCCUCUUCUCUCAUCAGGUGGAAGUAGUUGCUGCCCAGAAGGUGGAUGUGUUGACAGAAGAUCCGUUGAGUGAGAUGGUCCAGAGAGGUUAAGGCAGCAGCAUCUUGUGAGUGGAGACUCUCAGUGGUCGCGUUACAGCUUCACCCAGCAGAGACUGACUGAGGAAUCACACUAAGUGGAGCAGACUGUGAGAACUGCUCUGAGGUCAGCUCUACUGUCAAGUCCAACAUCCUGUAUGUGACAGAAUAUCUUCACAGUACCUGGACUGCUCUGCUCUUCUACACAGUCUCUGCAGAUAUACUGAGACUCCUUGCUGAGACUCCUCCACCCUCCACCUGGACUUGAACGUCAUUGGUCCUGGUCUUUAUUCCUGAAGCCAGGGUGACUCUGUUUAUGACACUCUAUCUAAAUUUGAAGUUUUGCAAAGAAUUUAAAUGACUGUGAUCUGGUGUCAAACUUGUUUUAACUCUGAGUUCCUCAUAAAGAAGAUAGACUCAACAUCACUUCCUCUGUAUGCUACACCUGAUGUGGUCGAAGACUUCAGAAAUUUUACUCAAGUCUUCAACAGUCAGACUACCAAUUGCAAGUGCUGAUGUGUUUAUCUGCAAAUAGACUUCCUCUGCUUUGGUUUGAUGGUUCCUCUGUAGAGCGACAUUCACAAAAUAUCUCUUGACAAACACACACAUCUCAACUCAUUGCAUAAAUAGACUCAGACAAUUCUUUGGGUAAGGAACAGGAAAAGUCUAACUUCCUCACAGUCCUCUCACCACGGUCUGGACUUCCUGACCAUCAACAAUCGAGUUUGAAUUGCCAAGAUCUCAGAAAACAAUGCUUUGAUAAAACACUAACAGAGACAUGUGUUCUCAUAGUCACGCAGCCUUUAAAUAACUGGAACAGUUCAGAUAUAGAAAAACAUAUUUUAACUCAACGCACCUUUUAAAUAAAUACACUUGUGAUCAUAGUUUACAUACCCUGGCAGAAUUUGAGCUUUUGUGAUUUGGGCGACUGUUAGAUAGCUACUAAAAGUAACCAAAUCGACCUGUCAUUGGCUACAGCAGAAAAAUAAGUAAUGGUACUGGAGAGGCGAUCUUAGUCCCCUGAUCUCAAUAUCGUUGAAUCACUUUAUCCCACCAAGAUUGUUUCAGAGCCAAACCUCGAAAGAACCACUUCUUUGUUUUUGACUACCAAAAAACUGGAUCAAAACCAGAAAAAAAUGGAUCCAGACUAGCACCAACUCCUUACUGGGUUAAGAGAAAGAACCACCCUGAGGAGGAGUGGGAGGCAGGAUUAUUGUGGCCAGAAUUAAACCUUCCAAAAACUUAGUUGAAAAGAUGGACAUGUAACUUAAUGCUCUUCAUAGAAAUCCUGACCAGCAGUCUGCAGAUUUACAAAGCCAGGACUAAGACUGGGAGAAACCUGACUGACCAUCUGUUUAGCCCAAAGCGUUUGAUUAAAUAUAUCAGCUAAAGCCAGAUUGUGUAAGGGAGUUUCUUCAUAUCGAUUUCAGGUAUUAGAAAUAAUCAGUUUCCUGUUGAAUAAACCACAUUAAACCUACUUAUAGCAGCUCCAAGUGCAAUAGUAUGUGUAAGAGCCUAAAUGUAUUUGUUAAGGGUAUGAUUUCUACAAGGUACAUCACUUCUGGGGAUCGACACAGAGGGAUGUCGGGAUUUGGGAUGUUUGGUGGAUUAUUUAAAAACACUGGUGUAGUCAGAGACAAUGGGUUUUGGUAAGCUCUGAUAAUUUUCUGUUGACCGUUUCACUCAUCCUUUUUUACCCUCUUUUUAUCAAAUUACUUUUCAUUUGAAGGCAAAAGUUUUGGAUCCAGAUCAGUGUAAGACUGUAAGUUUUCUUUCCUUUCGAACAAUAAAUCACCUUUAACACUCAACAGGACUGAUGAAUUAAUGAGUCACAGAUGCAAGCGAACCUAAACCCCAGCGGCCUUUCGUUGAAGGAAAGCAGUCGCUACAGUAUAUUUUUAAAUAGAAAAAUAGACAAAGACACAUGGUAGACUGAGUUUUUGUCAUAGACUGUAUAUACUAUAGACAACUUGGUUCCGCUCCCGCCUGUAUACGGAUUUGAAGCGAAAAAGCUCUCAAUAUUUCCGGGAUUUUUCUUUAUUUCCUGAAAACCAGCGCUGCACAGUAGCGUUGUGCGCAUUCACCGGGAGAGUUGCAAGCAGUGGGGAGAAAAAUUUAUAUUCUGUGUAAUAAAUUUCUAAAGUUUGUCCACAGCCACAUAAACUUUGCUGGUGGGAUUUAUGACCUAUACUGCAGCCAAUCAACAGAGGGUGCUGUUCUCGGAGUGGCUUCACCCAGCAAGGAGGCAGACGCUGUCCAUUCUAUAUACCACAUAUGUCAGAGUCAAGGCCCGCGGGCCACAUCCGGGCCGCGAGAAGGUUUUUUACGGCCCCUGGGAUGAUCUUGAUUUAUUAUUAGAACCGGCCCGCAGACCGCAGCAAGCCGGCAGCCCGCAGAUCUUUUAGACGCACCAAUACUACAUUUCCCACAAUGCAACGGUGACGCACCGAGCAGUAGGCUGCUUCAUUUCAAUAUUUAUUAGCACAGCAGUCGUCAGCAUAACAGUAAAAUUAACUUUCAGAUACCCAUCAAAAAUGGCAAAACGGAAGGUGGACACUGAGAACCGGGGGUUUCAAACAAGGUGGGAGUCGGAGUAUAUGUUCACGGAGGUAGCUGGAAAACCUGUGUGUCUUCUGUGUGGAGAAAGUGUGGCAGUACUGAAAGAGUAUAAUCUGAGACGACAUUAUGAAACGAAACACGUUUUUAUUGUAUUUCAAUCCAAUUAUAUUUUAAAAAUAUUUCAGUUGAGUGGAUGAUAGAAAAUUGCUAUUAUUAUUUUUUUCUUUGAAGUAAAUUUAGCCCACUUUUGCUAAAAUAGAAAAUAUAGGCUACUGAUGGUGCCUUGAAUAAUACCGGUUUCUUUCAUUUAAUGUUCAUGUUAUGGGGAUUUUUAUAUAAAGGAAAUUUGUCUUUUGUGUCUGUUGAAAAUUAAAGAUUACUGACAGAGCCAUAAGAAAAUAUUGCUUUAUUUAUCUGAUCAUAUUGGAAUAUAUUUGUUAGGUUUUCAGUAGGUUCAGUUAGGUUCACUAGACUAUAUGCGUCAUUUAAAAAAUUUUCAAUGAACAUUCUAUCAGUCCGGCCCUCGGCUUGUAGCUAAAUUUUUUAUUUGGCCCUCCGUCCAUUUGACUUUGACACCCCUGCUAUAUACAGUCUAUGGUUUUUGUGCGUUACUGGAUCACCAAGAUUGAUUCAUUUUAUUGUAACUCAUGUAUCAUGUUAUACACACUGGUCACAUGUAAUCAUUCGAAAAGUUAAAUCUGAGUGACUAUCAGCUGAAGUUGAAAGAAGUUACUAUAAAAGUAGAGCCAGGACUGUCAAGAUUUCACAUUUCUAUGUACAGUUAUUUUGGCCAUGAAAUAUAAUAAUGUCAAUAAAACACUAUCAGUCAACUUCAGGAAAGGUAAGACAAGGGCAGAGCAGCAUAUUUCCUCAUAAACUUAACCAAUACAUGUUUUUUUAAAAUUUACAUGUAUUAACCAUUUCUGACAGCCUAAUGUUCAAUCUUAUGAUUUGUCCAUUUCUCCACUCCUGUGAUCAAAGUCCCUUUGCCUCAAAAACGACGAAUUCAGCUCCCUGACCAUCAUUAGCUACAAAAAUAGCUAUCAAAAUUUUAUGGGGCGCCGAAUGUAAAAAUUCAGUCACUAUUUAAUAGGUGUAAUUUUGUGAAGAUUUAGCUCACUUUUCUUACACUUAGCUCGCUUUUCUUUCAUUUGAGACAGAGAUUCUUGUAAAACAGCAUGUUCUUUUUAUUUGUUAAAAAUGUGUGGACAUAAAAAAUAAAUCUAAAUCUGAAUGUUAAAUCUAAAUGUUAAUUAUAAAUACAAAUCUUAAAUAUAAAUAUAAAUCUUAUUGCUAAAUCUAAAUGUUGGAUAUAAAUAUAAAUCUUAAAUCUAGAUAUCAAUCCUAAAUAUAAAUCGAAAUCUUCAGUCUAAAUCUACAUAAAAUUUGCUUGUAUUUUUACAAAAAAUUCUGUUGAAGUCGCGAUUGAGCUCGUUUUUAUUUUCUCAACUUUUUCUAAAAUAGUGGAGAAAAGUAUACUAAUCCACUCUCGAUCAUUUAAAAAUGGUCUCAUUAUGCCCUGUGAUUUCAACAUGCCUCCUCCUAGCGCUGUGAACUGUCAGGGAAGCAAAUUUUCAAAUAUACAGUGCACAAAAAUGAGAAAAGAGGGCCGAGCAAACUCAUGAAAAAAUCUUAGAACCGGAAGAAAGCAACGAAGAUUGAUUGCAGACGGUCUGCUGCACUCACACAGGGCUGGGUUAGAGGGAACUUGUUGCGCUGGUUUCUCCUGAGUACCUGCAAACACAUCAGCUGUAAAUUACUCUCAUCUGGCUUCAUUUUCACUAUAGUUCAUGUAACUGGAGAGCGCGACCUGAUCACAUGAUCCAGGCUUACGCAAACAGAAGGGAGAUGUAAAAGUCAUUCCGAGUCGAGGAAGCAGGAAGGGAAGACUAAAGGAGGGUGAGAGUUUAAUCAGUAUUCAUGUCAUUAAAGUGUCAAAGUCUCACGUUUCUUCUGGUGGACCGAGAACUGAGUUAUGUGAACAGUACGGUCCGGAUUACCUGUGAGCAGGAGGCUGCGAACUUUAAAACCUCAAGUUAAAAAAAAACUAGAGAUCUCAGGGAGAGAGAAAGAGCUGGUGAAGCCCUGGCUGUUUUGGUCAAAUUGUAUUGUGAUUGUUCUUUUCUGUUGUCUCGUUUGAAUCACUGUCGUCAAGUCAGCCGCUCCCUUUGAAAAGUUCAGCUGAUGAUAAAUGUGAAGUGCGCAUGUACAGUAUUUGGAUCGUAAAUGCUCUGAAUGUGGCGCAAGUUUUUUUCUUUCUUUUUUUUUAAAUAAUGCGUUAGACUUCUAUAUACAGUCUAUGGUUUCAUGACCAUAGACUGUAUAUACUAUGGACAACUCGGUUCCGCCUACCGCCUGUAUACGGAUUUGGAGCCAAGAAGCUCUCUGUAUUUCCGGGAUUUUUCUUCAUUUCCUGAAACCAACGCUGCGCAGUAGCAAUGUGCGUACUCGGCCGCGCAGUCGCAGACAGUCGCUGUGAUGACGCUCGGCUCAAACAGCGUGUCCACUGGGAGAGCUACGCAAUCCCUGAACGCCCAUAGGCUGUAUCAGGUGUCAAUCAUAGAAAACAUGAACCCCCUAAUAACUUUUAAAAACUGAGCUUCACAGAAAAAAGAGGACUUGAGCACAAACCAGUCUUACAAUAACUACAUGUCAACAUCACAAGCAGCGGGGAGAAAAAAUUAUGUUCUGUGUGAUAAAUUUCUAAAGUUUGUCCACAGCUCCAUUAGCUUUGCUGGCAGAGGCGGGAUUUAUGACCUAUACUGCAGCCCAUCAACAGAGGGUGCUGUUCUCGGAGUGGCUUCCCCCAACGAGGAGGCAGACUCUGUCCAUUCUAUAUACAGUUUAUGUUCAUGACACUUGCCUACCCUUUUAUUCAGCUACAAUGACAAGCAGCACAGAGAUAUUCCAUUUAUUGCUGAAAUAACACUUCUUCCUUAAUUUUAGAGUGUAGUUGAAUAGAAAUCUAUUAGUCAAAUUAUAUACAUUGACUCAGUUCUUUUCAAACCCCUGGCACUAGUAUUAUGAAAAACAUGUGAAUGAGGGAUACUAUAGUGUUGGGAGUGUUGUUGUUUCUUGUCCAAAUAGAUAUUUUCAAGUUUGGCGCAAAAAUGUGAAAAACCUACAUACAGUAGCUAUGAAAGCAACAGGUUCAGACAUAGUAAAUCUUGUCUUAACUGUUUCAAUCAAAAGUCAUUAUAAAAUGGUAAAAUCUAAUUUUGCCCUCUGUGGCGAAAAUAAAUGUCAUGUAACAUCAUCAGUCCAAUAAAAAGUAGGUUGCAAGACUGCAGUCAAACCAGCCUCCACACAGUCAAGCCAGUCCCCACAACACUUAGGGUGCAGAAGUCAGAUUUACUGUUACUGACUGGAUCAAGAUUUAAGGUGAUCUAUCAGUGGGCUUUCAAAACAGCCACUUAAACUUUAGUUUUUAGUAAAAUCUGUUUAACUUUUUCCCAAAGAUUUGAUUUAGUCCAGACUAACAGACCACCUCACAGUAUGAUCCAGCCAAUGAUAAUAUGAUCUGAUGUGGAAUUUUAGAUGGAAAAACAUCUCAUCUUCUUAUUAGUAAGCAAUUUAUAUGGCUGUUUAAAAUUUUUGAUGUGAAUAUCACUCUCAGCAUCAGGCUGUGUGAAUGCCCUAAGGCUGGCUUAGAGUAUGCACUGUUUGUCACUGAUACCCAAUCCCAGGAUCAGAUCCAUGCAUCCUUAGUUUGUAUCAAUGUCAAACUCCAGAUAGGCGAGCUAAUUUUACAGCAAAAACAUGUGUUCUCUGUUAUAUCUGAGCUUCAGACAGUGUUGGUCAAAGUUGGUGUUUUUCAACAAAAUUCAUCAAAUCAUUUUAAUAAUAUGAAGAAAUUUGAUCUUCACAGAGCGAAGAAGAAGAAGAGGAGUCCUAUUUCUGGUAUGGAGCGACCAACCUUCUGUGCUGUGUGUCAGAGCGUCCUGAUGGAUCCAGUCUCCAUCAGCUAUGGACACAGACUCUGCAGACAGUGUCACCUCUGUAAGUGACAAUGAAAAAGAUUAGCAGAAGCAGUGAGGGUUAAUACUGGUGCACUUCAUGCAGAAAUUGAUUAGUUUGAAAAGGGAGAAAAACUGUGAUUGAACUGGUAUUCCCCAAAAGAGAGCCAAUCAUCUCAGCUCAUCAUUAUCAAUCAUCAUCUAUUUCUAGUGAUGUUCUAUUUAGUUGUAAAAAAAAAAAAAAGUAUUCCUUGAAUGAAAAGUUAUUGUUAAAAAUUUUCUACCUCACACGUUUUUUUUUUGUUUUUUUUUCAAUCAGCUGCUUUAUCAGCUUUCUAUUUGGGAGCUGUAGUGCAUUACAGAUUCUCAGUGCUUUGGUGGUAGUUCCUGAUGACAAAAAGGUCUGUGAGGUAUUACGUGAACAUAUUCUGCAUGAUUUGAUCAGUUUGGAAUGUUGUAGUGGUAAAGAGACAACUACAUUGAGAAGUUAAGAUGGGAAGCUGUCAAGGGUCAACGUGUCAUGUGCACAAACAUACAGUCCAAGGUUAGGAAGGAAAGAAAUAUUUCUGUUAUUCACAAAACCUUUUUAACCUUUGACACAUUUUAGAUCCUUUUAUUAAUCUUCUGUGUAAUAAAAAUAAUCUCAAGGUUAUCAGGGGAUAUUGUUUCCCCCCCUUUGUUGUUGACAGGUGGUCCGCAGGAGGUUUUAGAUAAUCAUAAGAUCAGUCUGAAGAGGAGAUGUGAAUUUGUGACUGAAGGAACAGAUAAAACAGGAGGUGAAACCCUCCUCAGCACGUUCUACACUGAGCUCUACAUCACUGAAGGACAGAGCGAAGAAGUGAACACUGAGCAUGAGGUAAGACAGCUUGAGAAAACUUCCAGGAUGGAGACCCUCCAUGAGACUCCAAUCAAGUGCCAGGACAUCUUUAAAGCCUUACCUGACCAGCAGAAAAACAUCAGAGUGGUUCUGACCAACGGUGUGGCUGGUGUUGGAAAAACCUUCUCCGUGCAGAAGUUCACUCUGGACUGGGCAGAGGGCUCAGAAAACCAAGAUAUCAGUCUGGUGGUUCUUCUCUCAUUCAGGGAGCUGAACUUGAUCAAAGAUAAGCAGUACAGUCUUCUGAGUCUGCUCCAGGUUUUCCAUCCAACAUUACAGGAGGUCACAGCAGAGACGCUUGCCGUCUGUAAACCUCUGUUCAUCUUUGACGGUCUGGAUGAAAGCAGACUGCCUCUGGGUUUCGAAGACUCUAAGAUUGUGUCUGACGUCACACAGAAGUCUUCACUUAAUGUUCUGUUAACAAAUCUCAUCGAGGGGAAUCUGCUUCCCUCAGCUCUCAUCUGGAUAACUUCUCGACCUGCAGCAGCCAAUCAGAUCCCUUCUCAAUAUGUGGACAGGGUGACAGAAAUACGAGGCUUCACUGACGCUCAGAAGGAGGAGUACUUCAGGAAGAGGUUCAGGGAUGAAGAUCUGUGCUGCAGAAUCACCUCCCACAUCAAGUCCUCCAGGAGCCUCCACAUCAUGUGUCAUAUUCCGGUCUUCUGCUGGAUCACUGCAACAGUCCUGGAGGACAUGAUGAACACAGAGCAGAGAGGAGAGCUGCCCAAGACCCUGACAGACCUGUACUCUCACUUCCUGCUGGUUCAGACCAAGAGGAAGAAGCAGAAGUAUGAAGAGGGUCAUGAGACAAGUCCUCAGGAGCUGAUGUAUUCUGACAGGAAAGUUGUCCUUAAGUUGGGGAGGCUGGCACUUGAACAUCUGGAGAAAGGAAACAUCAUGUUCUAUGAAGAAGACCUGGAGCAGUGUGGUCUAAGUGUCUCAGAGGCCUCCUUGUUCUCAGGAGUUUGUACAGAGAUCAUCAAAAGUGAGAGUGUGAUCUUCCAGAAAACUGUCUACUGCUUUGUUCAUCUGAGCGUUCAAGAGUUUCUGGCUGCAGUCUACUUGUUCCACUGUCACACUAACGGAAACACAGAAAUACUUGAGGCUUUCUUAGAAGACCCCUUUUGCAUCUAUUUGAAUCGGAACUCAUCGCUGCAGGACUUCCUGGGAAGUGUCAUGCAAAAAUCUCUUCAAAGUAAGAACGGUCAUCUGGACCUGUUAGUUCGUUUCCUUCAUGGUCUCUGUCUGAAGUCCAACCAGAGACUCCUUGUAAGUCUACUAGGCUGGACAGACAACAGUCCAGAAAUCAUCCAGAGAGUGAUCAACAACCUGAAGACGAUGAACAGUGACGAGAUCUCUCCUGACAGAAGCAUCAACAUCUUCCACUGUCUGACUGAGAUGAACGACCUCUCAGUUCAUCAGGACAUCCAAGAGUUCCUGAAGUCAGAUAAUAGAAGUGAGAGACGAUGGAAGAUUCGCUCUGAGAUCCACUGCUCUGCUCUGGCCUACAUGCUACAGAUGUCAGAGGAGGUUCUGGAUGAGUUGGACCUGCAGAAAUACUAUGCAACACAAUGUGGACAGCAAAGGCUGGUUGCAGCUGUGAGGAACUGCAGGAAGGCUCGGUAAGUUCAGACGUGAUUAAUAUUAAAAAUCAAGGUGAGUGAUAUUUAAGCUUUAAAAAACAACUUCUACAUUUUUGAUUACUCUUCAAAUAGUGCUUUACUUUGUUAUUGCCUGAAAAUAUUUUACUGAAGGGCUGAGAAGUGAGAGGAAUACGCUAUUGAAAUCCUGAGGAUCCUGUCAAUAAUCCCUCAUUUGAGGGCUUUGGCAAACCUGAAGAGUCUUCCUCAUGUCUUGUGAACUAUUUGCAAUCUUAUGAGCUUUAAAUACAGGCAGGACAAAGUCACUCUGUAACACUACCAAUCAAUUCCCAAAAGCCAUUCACAUUUAGCUUUUUUUCAGAUGCAGACUUGAUAUUCGCUCGACGUAUCCAGGUUCCCAUGACUAAAAAAAAAAAAUUCUAAGUGUCAAGAAUAACACUGCUUUGAAGUUGAAGUGGUAGAAGACUGUUAAUGUGUCUCAUGAAGAGUAUUCAGGAUCUCAAAAUCAGUCAAAUGAAUGUGAUUAUGAUUUCUGCCAUAACUGGACAGCCCUUUAACGCAUGCUUGUGUGUCAUGACAGACUUGUUGACUGUGCACUGUCAGAAAUUCACUGUGGAGUUGUGGCCUCAGCUCUGAAGUCCAACCCCUCCCAUCUGAGAGAGCUGGACAUGAGUUGCAACAACCUGCGGGAUUCAGGAGUGGAGCUGCUUUCUGCUGGACUGAAGAGUCCAAACUGUCAACUGGAGACCCUUAUGUGAGUAAAGCAGCGAUGAGUUUUUAGUCUUAGUUCUACUCCUGGUUAGGCUUUAUCUUCAGCCAGAUGAUGGCAGCUCUCUGUGUGGAGGAUGGGAACAGUCUGCUUGAAUAAACUGAACCUUUCAUAGAUUGGAUUGCUGCAAUACUUCUACAACUAGUAGUACAAAUACUACUACUACAAAUACUAACAAUAUUAAUAUCAAGAUUAAUUAUGAUAAUACAUUUACAGAGUAUAUAUGCCUUGCAAACUUGCAAAUCUCCCUCCCAAAUAACCUACUGAAAUGCCCGAAAAAGUGUAAGAAGGAGGUUCUGUAAUAAAUAAAAUUAUCAACAAUAGUUAGUUCAUUGUCUCAGCUCUUUUAAUGAUUCAUGUUAAUCUCAGUGCUGACAAAAUACUGUAUGUUCAUGACUUUUUCUCACACAGAUGAAGGUUUAGUCCUGUCCAUGAUAUGAUGAAAAAAUAAAAAUGCUGCAGGAGGAACAUCUGACAUUCAAAAUUUGUCUGAUUUUCCUGUUGAACAUCUAAUCCUUCAUCUGAGUUAGUCCUGCCCCCAUGCUUCUUUCUCAUUUCUGUGAACUUUUCCAGCUGCUUGUUGAUUAAGGUGUAACCAGCUACCGGGAGAUGUCAGUUUAAUGUUUAAUGUUUGCAGCUUUUUGUCUGCUAAUACCAUUCAUGGCUCUGUGUCCCAAACCUCCUUAUCCACAUUUGGAGAUAUUUUAGAGAGCAAACUUAACUUGAGAUUUGGCAGUAACAAUGAACUAUAAAUCAUCGAAGAUUAAGAUGCAGAUGAGAGUUGCUAAACUGAGUGCCUGUCCAGAGAUGUCCACAAAAAAGAGAAGUCCAAGAAAAAAUACUUGAUUACUGCCACAGACAGAAUAUCUGACUUAUCUUGGUAGAUAAGCAGGGACAGCACAGCAGCACUGCAAAGUCUGAACAAAGAGAAAUCCAGGUAUUACUCAAGUUUAAGUGUUGACUCAAACUAAAGGGCUUUUGAGUCUCAAGACUAAAACUUAGACUAAUAUUAAAAGAAGAAAACUAGCAAAGUCAACAAUGUGAUAAUCCUCAGAAACAGACUUGACUCAGGUAGGCAGUCCUGUCAAAUGGAUGAAGUAAAAGGUGUUGUUUUGACAUUUAAAAGAUGACCCUAAAUAAUUGAUCGGCAGUAACUCAAUGGAAAGGUCAGUUACAAAAAUUGUUAUGCAAAGUUUCCCACUUAAAACCACAAACAGAUUAUAUUUGUAUUUUUAUCAUCAUCAUUUGUUCAGAUUGGAGGACUGCAAUUUUUCAGAGAUCGGCUGUGCUUCUCUGGCCUCAGCUCUGAAGUCCAACCCCUCCCAUCUGAGAGAGCUGGGCCUGAAAUUAAAUGAGCUGCGGGAUUCAGGAGUGGAGCAGCUGUGUGGUUUUCUGGAGAGUCCUCUCUGUUUGUUGGAGACUCUGAGGUGAGACACCCAUAUUUUUCUUACGUCUAUGUUGAGGUGAAUCUGAUCCGAGAGAUGUGCUGACAUUAUACUGCAGAUUAAAGGCUGAUAUUAUAAUGAUUCACUUGUGAUUUCUUGUGAGUACUGCUCUUAGUAGCUCACUGAAGGAGGCACAAUCCCUCUCUGGGUAUUGGUACCAUAAAACACAAGCAGACACAAGGCCUGUUGUACCCCUUUUGCCUGAGGGGUACCAAGACCUCUAUCCAUUCAUACUUCAGGAGAGUCCAAGAGGAGGAUUUGAGACAGUUGUAACAAUAUGAACACAGUUUGAAGGGUCAUACAACUUAAGAGCCCUAGAGAUCCUUAAAGUAAAUGACAAUAUUCUGUUUAUAAUCCUAAAGCUUUUAUUCCAGACAAAUAAAACCUUCUCUGUUUCCGCCUAUAUCUAUUUCAUUUUAGUUUUUUUUAUCACAUUCUGGUCUCAUUUAACUUUGUGUCCACUUCUUUGGAGUCAAACGUUUUUAUGCAUAAAACUAACUCACUUCAGUUUUUCGAACUGCAGGCACACACAUUCAGCUAGCAGUAAUGUCUCCUUCAAAUGCCAAUACCUGCAGUGCACUCUGGUUUCCUUGGUGUGUCUUAUUUGGUCCGUGUACACAUGGAAAAAGGAAUUGGGAGGGGAGAGACAGUCUCAAGACAAUAAGAGAAGUGUUACCUCAAGCCUAUGCUUAAUAGCUUGUUGAUUAAAAGUGAGCACUUGUGUAAAUGAAGAACUGAUGUCACUAAAUCUUCACUAAGGUUUUGUCAUUUUUUCAUGGUUUAGAUUGGAGGCCUGCAGUUUCACAGAGAUCGGCUGUGCUUCUCUGGCCUCAGCUCUGAAGUCCAACCCCUCCCAUCUAAGAGAGCUGGACCUGUGUAGCAAUUACUCACAGGAUUCAGGAGUGGAGCAGCUGUGUGGUUUUCUGGAGAGUCCUCUCUGUAUGUUGGAGACUCUGAGGUGAGACACUCAUAUUUUAUACUUCUAUGCAGAGAUGAAUCUGAUGCGAGAGUUGUGCUGCUAGUAGUUCUCCGAAGGAGGCAUAAUCCUGAUGAUUAAAGGAUGAUGUUAUUCAGUGGUCCUCUUUGAUGUUGGAUCUUUUUUUACCCUGAUCUCCAUUACAGACUAUUAAGCACUUCAACAUGUAGUAGAACUUUGAACAGAUUAUGUAAGGGAUAAUGUUAGAGCUGGAGGAUUUAUGAGGUUUCAAUUUCAAUGGUGAUUAAGGCUCCCCAUGAUCAUAAAAAUAUGAUAAUUUAGACUGAAUGAUGAUGUGCUGCUUGCUGUGUCACACUCAUUUUGCUCUAUAUGAUCAAUGAAGUGUAGCUUCCCUGUAACUCUGUCUGAGUCCAUAGCUCUCUGUGGUUUAUGGUCAACUUGUGUCUGAUUUCCCUGGUUUGGUCGUGUUUUGACAUCUCUUUCUCAUAUCUGUGUUGUGUCCUGCUUCUCAUCUUUUUUCCUUUGCCGGCAACUUCACAACCAUUAACCACCAAAGCUGCUUUACAAUUGAGCGUAAGACUAAUAAAUAUACCCCAUGUUAUUCAAAGAUGCUUUUGGAAAGUAAAUGUAUCUCACAUUGUCAACAAAAAAAAAACAUUAAUAGUACAGGAGAGGUGCUGUAACAGUUUUUUCACAGAUGAAUCUUUCAGCUGAUUAACCGCGGUCAAUGAAUGACAAUUGAAAUCACAUCAGAUCUGCAUCAGCCCUCCAAAAGAAUAGACAACAUUCUGUUUAUUUGAAUCAGUGUUCACCUAAAUUAUGCAAUCUUCUUUCUCUUUUUUUAAGAGUUAUGAAAUUGUUGUAUUUUUUACAUGGAAAAACCUGUUAUUGGAUUAUAUAUCAGUCAUGAGUGGACCUGCUCUCUCAUUGUUGGUCAACCACUUAUCAGGAUGAAUUACUGUUGUCACUUAUGAGCCAAGCACAGCUGGGUAAUCACUUUAAAAGAGACUGAUCCUAAUUUGAUACUUUCAAACAGCACUACUGUCACUACUACUAAAUAAAUGUGAUUUAUUCUUUAUUCAGACUGGAGGACUGUGAACUCUCAGAGAUCAGUUGUGCUUCUCUGGGCUCAGCUCUGAAGUCCAACCCCUCAUAUCUGAGAGACCUGAACCUGAACUCCAAUGACCUGCAGGACUCAGGAGUAAAACAGCUGUGUGGUUUUCUGGAGAGUCCUCGCUGUAUGUUGGAGAUCCUGAGGUCAGAAAUCUUUUCUCCUCCUGUGCUAAGAUUUCUGGGUUGUGGUGUGAAAGUCAUACUGACUCUAAACUGCAGUCAAAGGCUGAUAAUGCAGUUUUGGAGUCUGUUUAACCACCAGUUUAGCAUGCCAGUACUGUUAACAAGGGGUUAUCAAGGGUUUCUGACCAUUCAAAAUCAGGUAUUUAACUCAGCAAGAAAGCCUGGUAUUAAGGUGGACUUAAAUCAUCACCUUUCACUCUUCAUUCAGACUGGAGAGCUGCAGUUUGUCAGAGGACAGUUGUGUCUCUCUGGCCUCAGCUCUGGAGUCCAACCCCUCCCAUCUGACACUGCUGGAGCUGAGAAACAACGGUCUGCAGGGUGCAGGACUGAGCCGGCUGUGUGAUCUUGUGAGGAACCCACACUACAGACUGGAGGACGUGAGGUCAGUAGAAGUCAGUCCGUGCUGGUUUUAGCUGUGUUGCACUAACCACAGUUAGUAUCACUGCAAUGAUGCUGUGUUGCCUGCUAAAUCUAAUUAGAUCAUAAUGAUCAUUUCAGGUAUAAUUCAAACCCUCAGGAACAACCAGCUCUGUCCUCCAGUCAGUGUCCAUAAAAUUAUUACAUUGACUAUCUGGCUUUAUUCCUCAUACAAGUAUUUAAAUGUUUCUGAGUAUCUACUUCAAAUUCUAAUAAAAGUGGAUCAUUACUGUUUUUUUUCUCUCUUUUUGUAGUUAUGAUUCGUUCAGGGUCUCUCAGCAGCUCAUGUCCACAGUGUGCCAGCGUCCUGUUGAGAUGUCUAUGCUGGUCUCUAAACUGGACAUGCUGACUGAUUAACACUGAUGUAUUGUUCCUUUUGUCUGUCCUCUUCUCACAGCUAUUGGAAGUAA
This is a messenger RNA of Xyrichtys novacula (pearly razorfish), 32772 nucleotides long. The record is from the annotation of a GenBank genome assembly. NCBI's taxonomy places the organism in Eukaryota, Metazoa, Chordata, Actinopteri, Labriformes, Labridae.